AUGUAUCUAAAUGAUCACUACCGGGACAUGAAGAAUAGGAAGACUUUCCUACUCGACAGCCAAAAGCCCAAUGCCCGAGUGGCUAAGGAGGAUCAUGGACCAGUGGGUAAAAUGAUUUUUGAGUAUGCGGCAGCGUUCCUCAAAGAGAAGGGGGUCGAUUGUACAUUGGAUGAGUGGGAAUUCAACAUUGCCGACGUUCCUCAACAAUUUGGCAACGAUGAUUGCGGUGUAUUUGCAUGCCUUUACAUGGAGCUAUGGGCGGGUCACCUUCCAGUGGAAUAUAAAACAAGUUGGCACAAGCAGCCACAUGUGGAGGAAUAA
Molecule: messenger RNA, 321 nt
Organism: Linum trigynum
Lineage: Eukaryota; Viridiplantae; Streptophyta; Magnoliopsida; Malpighiales; Linaceae
Source: the annotation of a GenBank genome assembly